This is a messenger RNA of Moneuplotes crassus, 2302 nucleotides long. The record is from the annotation of a GenBank genome assembly. Lineage: Eukaryota; Ciliophora; Spirotrichea; Euplotida; Euplotidae.
GCAGAUUUUUACAAAAAACAUGAAAAGUAUCAGAAAGAGAAAGCCCAAGAGAGUCCUCUCCGAAACCAAGACGAACGUCUUCGAUACCAACAGAGAUGAGAACAACAUUUCAUUCGAGGAAUUGAUCGAAAAUGAUCAUCUGAGAGUCCAAAAAUAAACGUCAAAUUGGAGGUGGAAAAACACUUAAAAAUGACAAAGAACCAGAUGACACUACUCUUGAUCAGACAAAGACUAACAAAAGAGGGUCUAUAGCCGCAAAUAGUGAUAGUAAGACCCAGAAGGACGAUACUAAGGAUUCUAAACUAGGAUCAGAUGAUGAAAUAAAAAUUAAGAAGAAAACUCUCUUUGACUCGGAUCUAGUCCAACUUGAUCUAUUCAGCCCAUUCCCGAUCGCCCUGUUCAACUCAAAUUAUCUGAAGAGGAGCUUGAACCGGAUAAUGUUCAAAGAGAACAAGAUUGCAUACCUGAAGCCCAAAUUCGUUCAGUUAUGCGACCUAAAUAUUUUCAAAUAAGAUUUAUGUCUACACAUUUUGGAUAGUCUAUGUCAUGAAAUUCCAAAAAUAAGGAGAAGGAAGAGAUCCUGUGAGAGCUAAAGGUCGCCCUGAGGGAAAAACUCCGCAAAUUCUUCAUCCUAAUGCCUUCUCCCAAGGACAAGUAUUACGACAUGAUUCCUCUGAUCCUCAGUUUGGCCAUUGAAAUUACUCUGAACACUGAGAUUACGACCAUAACGGAACCGAACAAAGUAGGGGCGCCUCCCAAGAACACCUAUGAUUAUGAAUGCAAGCAAGAUUUGUUCCAGACGGUUUACUAUGAAAUAGUUGGCUUCCUCCCUUCGGCCUACUUCAUUGAGAAUCUGCUCCUAAAAUACACGAAAGAGGAGAAUAAGCUUGGAAUAAGCAGCAAAUAUUUGAAAGAUAAGAAGAAAAAGGUUAUCGAUAAGCCCAUGCUCAAAGGAGUCAAGAAGAAUUUAUGCGGAGUGAUUGAUACCUUCUACAAAGAUCAAUCUACAAACAGCUUUGGUAACAACAUGUCUUAUUCUCGGAAUUCCGGGUUUAUAAGCCCUUCUAAGUUUACCCAUCUCAGUAUGACAGAGGAGGUUGAUCCGGACCAAGCAGGAGCUGAAUCAAAAUUUAACCCACACUCUGUAAAAUUUGAUACAUCCACUCUUUCACCAUGAUUUGAUCACAUUUACAAAUCAUACCAGCAGCUUUCGCCUCAGACAGAGAGACUAGGGCACUCUAGUGGAAUGAGCUCAGACUUUGGGAACUCGACUCAACAGACACUAAGCGGGACACUUCAUUUCCCUCCACUAAGGAAGCCUCUGAGGGUCCAAGUCUUGAAGCCUUCACACUCAAUGAUCCUGAGGCACCGCUCAGAGUACGAAGUUGACCAAAACAAAAAGUGUAAUUUCCAAGUAAUGUAUGAAGAAUUUGAAAAAGAAGACAAGAAAGCUCGGAAAGAACUCAAGCAGAAAGAUAAAGACUCUAGGAACAAGCUAGUGAGGCUCCAGAAGUCUUCGACAGUUACCAAGCUGAGGAAGAGUAAUGACCCUAAAGAUGGAUUUACCAAGAAGAAAUUUAAGCAAAACUCUAAGAUUAAUGCUGACCCUUCUAAGAGAAGAGGUACUUUCUUGUCUUCUAAAAGAGAAGCUUUCUCUGCUGAAAGAAAUGACAACAAGGAAGAAGAGAAAGAGACUUUUCAGAGAAAAUGGAUAGUCGGUGAGACUGUCUCACCUCUAGGAGAUAUCUACAACUCACCUGGCUGAGCUAGGGUUGUCCAGGAUAUAGAAUCUUUUAACUUGAGACCCAAAAGAGUUGUAGAAAGGCCAUUAAAAUAAAUCAAAUUCUCAAAAGCAGUUCCACUCUUACCAGUUCCUUCAAAACCAAAUUGACCGAAUCUCCGAGUAUUUGGGAAGGAAAUUUGAGAUUAAGAGCUCUGAACUUGAAAAAAUGAAGAACGAAAGAAUUCGGAAGCAGAAGAUAAUGUCUCGCUUCAUGGAUAUAAAGAAGAACUGAAGAGAGUCGUACUCCAUCGUGCUUGACAACCUGCUUAAAGACAUAAACAAUAUCGUGACAAGUGAAUCUAAGAUAUCGAGUUUUCCCAAGACGUUCCAGGUGCUUUCCCCAAGGUUCAGGAAGAACGAGGACGCACCUAAGAUCGAAAACCCAUUCAUUGCAGACGAAGACCUUGAAGUCAAAUUCCAGGAGGUAUUCCAGAAGUUCCUGAACGAUAUUAGGGAGGAACAAGGGAUUGAUUAGAGUUGUUAUGAUUAUGGAGAUAAUAAAGUGAUCAAUAAGGAUUA